CUUGUAUAUCAUAGAAGGGCCAGCGUUAAGGCAGGGCCAUAGUAAGAUUUUUAUUGUGUUAAAAACUAAAUAAAGUUUAAUUUGGGCAUUAUGAAAUGAAUAUUUGUAAUAUUCACUAUAGCGCUGACAUAAAUAAUAAUGCACCAUUUUUAAUACAGGAAAUUAAAGAUAUCGUCAAUAACUUAGAAGAUAUAGUAAAGAAAUUCGAGAUAUGCUUUCAAGAUAUGAAAAGCAUCAAAAAGCAUGUACUGCUAAUGGAGAAAUUAAAAGUUUUUAAAAAUAUGCUGCGAAAACUUAUCCUUCAGGUGUGUUAUAUGUUACAAGGAUUUAUUACAAAUAUGGCCUAUUUAUAUAUGACCCAAGGAGAAGAAAAUUUAAUAUUAAUUUUAAGAUUAUCAACAGCGCACAAUAACUUAAUAAAACUGAAUACUACCUACAGCCUAUCGACGGGAUGUAAUAAAGUAUUCAACAACACUUGUCCAUACAUCAUGUUUCCCAACAAAGAGAUCUCUGUUACAAGAAUAUUAAAACUUUUAUCCGUACAUAGAGCUGAGGAUUGCUGUCACAAAUUAAUAGACUGUCUUCUGGAAACAUAUAGAAUGAGUGAUUCUCAUAAUUCGGAAGAUGGAAGUAGUUCUGAGGAUUCGAGCAUAGAAAUAUAUAUGGCUUUAACUAAACACUUAACGCCUCCAUUGGAAAAUUUAAGCCAGAGUUUGACCAAUAAGGAAAAAUCAACAAUUAAUGAUGAUGAAAGCGUAGGUCGCUUCGCUAAUAUCGAAAAAUUGAUUUCUUUCGAAGAACAAUAUGCCAUUAAUCUUCUACAGGUCACCCAAAAGACAGCACCUGCCCUGCUGGACAGUGCGUUGCCCAAAUGCAGUAAAGUUGGCAAUCCUAAACUCAUCACAAGAGUUACUGCUCAAGCUCUUGAGUACUACGAACAAAUAUUAUGGGCCGAAGUUGGCAAUUAUUUAGAACACGUCAUUUUAUGGUGGGCUACCUGCCCGUUAUAUGCUAGACCUCCUAGAUCCGCCCAACAUCUCAGAGAAUGGAUAAAUAAUCUUGUUUCCACUGCUAGCAUUCCUUCAGUGAUUCUCUCCGCAUUAACUAGUCUAGCAGAUGCACUUGGCCUUCACGUAGCUCUAACACUUUGGGACCAGAAUUUUCGAGAAGUACUUAUAACGACUAAGUCUACGUAUAACUCACAUACCGGACAGUCAAUUUUUAAUUUAUUACAAGAACUUGUGGUGUUAAGUAAUUUAUGUGAGGUAACAACCGAUUGGAUCAUUGGCGCUCCUUUAGACGAACUUCCAUUGGUAGAACAAAUACCAGUUUUACAUAGAUUAGAUCACAGCAUUCACACGACCAGGUUAUGGGUAAUCAAUGAAUGUAGGAGUCUGGCAAAUAAUUGGAGUGUAAAAGAAUUUUUUGAGAUCACUCACGUAAACACUGUGAAUUUUUUGAGCGUGCUCACGGAUUUAAGACUUAACGACCACUCAAUGGACUUUACCAAGAAAGGAUUAGAUGUUCAAAUAAAAAUGUGUGCUUUGAUGAGAGCAAAACUAAAAUCAGAAGUUAAAGUAAAUAUUGAAAAAUUAAAGGAAACUCCUGAUAAAUGCGUCGACUGUUUGGCAUCAAUUUGCAAAAUAAUAAACUUAGCCAAUCUACAAAUGGUAUUUCCGAAUAAAUUAUCUUGGAAACUGGAACAAGACUAUGAGAUUGCUUUUGUACCUAACAACUAUGUUAAGAUUUACCUAGAUAAAAUGUUAUUACCCGUUAUAAAAUCUACAGAUAACGACUCAAUCUGUAAUAUGGUCUUAACUUUAAUAUGCGAAUCCUGGCUGGAUCACAUUUAUAACAACAAAAUUAAAUUUUCUCCAUGGGGCGCCUUGCAGCUUCUCUGCGAUUUCGGAUACGUUACCAUAUGGAUUCAGGAUUGCGACUGUAUGACUGAUCAAAUGAAAAAACAACUCCUGAAAAAUGAGGUAUUGCGAAGGUGUGAAGGUGUUGGCAAAUUGUUACUUAGAAGACCUGGAGAGAGAUUGAAGAUGACAGCUCAAAAUAUGCGAGCAAGUGAAGACGAUAAUAACCAACACCAUCAAAUGCCUGCUGAAAUGUACGUACCGAAUCAAGAACAAUGGUUGGAGUUGAGGGCUGUAAGACCAAAAUCCGGAUGGAAUCCUUUAUGUAAAUAGUAGAGGACCUUAUGUUUGGUACUGAUUGCAUAUAAGGUCAAGUGCAUGUUAGUACUAAGAUUCUAUUGUAGUCUGUAGGUCAGUGGGGGCUCUAAGUUAUAAAUAUGAAAGGCCUUCACAGCACCAAAGAAUUUUUAUUAGUCUAAUCUCAUUACUUAUUUCCACCAAAAAACAAACAAAGAAAAUAGCAUCUACAUAAAUAUUAUUACUGCAUCUACAUACUCAAUCGCCUCACGAUUAAAUUGUGUCUACUAUUUUCAAUAGA
Molecule: messenger RNA, 2457 nt
Organism: Anthonomus grandis grandis
Lineage: Eukaryota; Metazoa; Arthropoda; Insecta; Coleoptera; Curculionidae
Exons: 9
Coding region: 96-2192 (698 amino acids)
Source: RefSeq, a predicted model, not a curated record